Durusdinium trenchii is the source of this 4524-nucleotide messenger RNA. The record is from the annotation of a GenBank genome assembly. NCBI's taxonomy places the organism in Eukaryota, Dinophyceae, Suessiales, Symbiodiniaceae.
AAAACAUCAUUUUCACCUAUUCGUCCUUGCAGUCGCUGAGCUGCGACGCGACAACCGCCAUGGACGAAAAACAGGAUGGACGCUACCAGCGACUGCGACGUCGCCACGUUUACCUGCAUCGCUUGGCUGGUGAUGACGUUUUCGCUACUAAGAUCGAGAGUCAGCCCAAGGCACCUUUCAUCAUGGUGAUCCGAUUUGCGAUAUAUGCUUUCAUAGCAACUUUUGUGAUCAAGGCACGCAGUCAAGUCGAAGAUUUGUCAAUAGCCAAUGAUGGAACAAAGUCUGCUCUAACUGAGCAGUACUUUGAGCACGAACCAAAGCCGCGGAAGUUCGAAGACAUCAAAGACGCGAAAGACGUCCGCACUUGGCUUCAGUGGCUUUUCAAUUCAUUGCAAGCUGCUGGCAGCACAGAUGAGUACAGCAAUCAGCUGUCACUGAACUUGCACAACAGGGUCACCCCCACAGAAGGUGUAUGCAUCAAUUCUUCUUCCAUCACAUUGACCUUCAGGCGAGUCAAACUCAGCAGUGACACGGAGUCUUCGACUACAAGCCGUUUCUCUCCGUUGUACCCUCAAACCUGGACUGCUUUCACGAUCGAGCCUGGAGAAGCCAGUUCUGAUGAAGCAACCUCUCCCAUUGUUGAUGGGAAUUUCAAUUGGCUCCACAGCCCUGCAUGUAAAAGUUGCCCAAACGCCGGUUACAAGCAAAUGGGUGGAUAUGUUGCAGUGGCGACGACUUCGAAAGAUGGCACUGUGGUCCACUUGGUGGAUAGUUCAGGUGUCUCUGAUGUGAUGCCAGAUCCAACACUAAAUCACUGCGAUGGUAACUUGACGAGAUCGGGAACGGUUGCAUUGGAAGAGUUUCUUAGAGAACCCUUCUUCGAUUCACAGCUUGGGAGCCUCACUGCUGAGUUUCAGACGUACAAUGCAAACUUUCAAAGCUUGACAAAGGUCACGGUCUUGUUUCAAUUCAGCGCAGCGGGGAAUCUUUUUUCCCAUCGUGUGGAGACACAGACUUUGCAACUGGACAUCUCUCACAGUUGGAUUCAAUAUUUCGAGUAUACAUAUUUGGUCCUCACUUGCUUUUACUUCUUUGACUUGGUGUACAGAAUCGGAAAGGGUUUUCCAACCUACUUGCGGAACUUCUGGUGCUAUGUCAAUGCUUGCUCCAUCGUUGGAAGCAUCAGCUGCUUCGGCAUUUGGUACUUCUACAUGCCAACUCUUGACACGUUUCGCCGCACAAGACUCUUUCAGGACUACACCAACUUUGACAACAGAAGUGACACUUUUGGCUUCUACAUUCUCACAUCUUCUUUUGCCGUCUUCACCAUCUACUUGCGCAUGUUGCAGUUCUUGGGCCACACUAGGUCCAGGGUCGUGCUUCUACUUAGAACCAUCACGUUCAGCGCAGGCAACAUGAUUAUUUACAUUCUCUACAUCGGCGUGAUUUUCAUUGGCUUCUCCACUUUCGCACUCACAAGCUUUUCCAGUGUAUCGGCAAAUUUUAUCAACCCAUGGGUCACCUUCGUGAGCACAUUUUCUCUAUUCAUGGGUGACCUGCGCGUAAUGAGUGGCUUCAACACAACCUUCAAAGUUCCCUUCAUGUGGCUGUUCAUGUUCUUCUUCUUCUUCCUCUCCGUGCAGAUGUUCAACGCAAUCAUCAACUAUGCCUACAAUAGGGUCUCUGAGGAUAUGAAAUCAGUAUUUCAGCGCGAGCAACUGGAGAAGCAACUUACGAAGACGAAAGGAGAACGCUCCUUUUGGCCAUUUCAAAGGAAGCCAAAAGCUGAAGAAGAGGAUGGGCUAACUUAUGGUGGUGCAAUGAAGGGGCCAGAUUUGACCACACUUGAUCCUGCAGUGAGAGAAAAGGUUGAGGAGUACAGAGAGCGGGACACCAAGAAGAGUGCCAAGGACGGCCUUUGCACAGCCAUGGUCUACUUCGUCAUGGUUGGCUGCUACAUCGGCUUUCUCUACGUGAACAUGCUCGUUGAGGAGAAAAACCAGCUGAGGCUUGCGGUGGAGAGCAUUGUGAGGCAGACAGAAGUCCCAAUGCUACUUCCAUACAGCAAUAGGACAAUGCUUCAAACUUGGGACGAUAUUUCCACAUGGUCACAGGUAGCUUCGUGGAUGCAGGUUGGUUUACCAGCCGUCGUCUUCAAUUCCACUGCACAAGCCUUCAUGGAAACUGCUACAAGUGGUUCUCAGCAGUUGAUCGGUGCAGGCAUGAGAUGCCUACGCAGCUGGAAUUGUCUCAUCACAGGAACAGGAAAUGGCGGCAAUUCAACAAGAAUUGCACGUAUCACUCAGAAAAGGAGCAAACGCCUUCCAAAUCAAGGCAGCCGUAGUGAGGCAACGCCUCAGGAUGAGCGCUUCAUUGGGGGAUUUGCCGAGACAGGCGAUGAGGUUCAAGGCCUUCUAGUCAAUGAAUCUGGUUUCUUCCAGAUCAUCUUUCCAGAUGUGGCCCAGAAUGAAGCUGAGGAUGCUGCCCUUCAAUUUCAACUUGUGUUCGAAAACCAGCCCUUGUGCCAGACUGUGGCAGCAGCAGCAGGAGGGAGCUAUCGAAAAAGUGGUGGAAUAGUGUGUGAGCUUAGUUCCAAUAUAGCUACUUUUGAGAGACAACUAGAGACCAUGCUGGCAAGCAGCUUUUUUGUAAAAGAGUCUGCAUCCUUUGUGAUCGAGCUGGUGGCGCACAAUUCAAACAGAGAUAUGCUCAGCUACAUUGUUUUGACUUUCUAUCAGACUCCAGCAGGCAAAGUGCACAAGGAUAUUCGUGUUUUCUCGCUGGCCCUUUUUGGUUGGGAUGUGGGAGUCGACAAGUUGGGAUACUUCAUCGGGCGUCUUUUGCCGGGUGCGAUCUACAUGACGCUCGUCGUCGCCUUCACAAUCAUGCUUUACCAGGAGAUGCAAACCGAGCAUACCCGGCGCUCUGUUGCAGAAAGUGCUGAGAAAAGCGGCCUCUUCACGACAAUCUUUACCUUCUUUGCCAGUGAUGUCUUCCGGCCUGUCGAUGCAAUUUCGUAUUUGAUGUCUUUCUGGAGCUUUGUUCUGUUCGUUCUGUGGCUGGUGAAGGAAGGGGAUCUUCAGCAGAAACUUCAAGGAAACUAUGGGGAAAUUGUCGACUUCGCAUCAGAGCUGAUUGCCCAAGAGAAAGAGUACAAUCGAAUCUCAGCAGCUAAUCUUUUGCUCUUGUUUGUCCGGCCACUGCGCUUUAUUCGUGAAGACCCUCGUAUGCAACGGCUCAACCAAACUCUGCAAGAUGCCAAGACAGACAUAUUUUGGUUUAUCGUUGUUCUUUGUAUUGUGCUGUUCGCGUGCACUUUGCUGGCCAAUGUGUCCUUCGGACCGUUCUUUCCCGGAUGCAUAGACAUUUCCGCUUCCUUCCUGUUCUGCUUCUCAUUCAUUCUUGGAGAGUUUGACUUUUGGAGUCUCUACCGAGCGAACCCAGUCAUGGCAGUGAUCUUCUUUUUCCCUUAUCUUAUUCUCGUCUACUGUGUGUUUACGAACAUCUUCUUUGCCAUCCUGGACAGGUUUUUUGUGUCGGCUGAUCCUCCUCCGAUGAAGCUAAAGCGGAAGCUCAAGCCAUUACUAUCAAAGAUUUGUCGCUGCAUUGAUUGGGAUGAUGAUUUUGUCAUGGAGGAGGACCCCAAAGGUGCCAAGAAAGAAGGUCCACAAUCUAGAGCAGAUCGGGUGGCAGUGACAGCAAAAAUCAUCCAUGACAUCAGGAAGGGACUUGACGGCGACAGUGGCAGCCGUCUUGCUCAAAGCAAACCCCUUACCGAAGUGUGCGACGUGGAUGAGAAGCUUUCAAAUGUAGUGAAGUGGAGCAAGGAGGAAGCCGCGUCCAUCGUAAGUGAGUUUCAAAACUUGCUCGUCAAGAAGCAGAGGCACAAGAAUGAAGAUGUGUUUCUGAAGCAGGUUGUUAUGAAGAAGGUUGACGCAGAUGAGACAAAGACAAGAGAGGAAAUGGAAGAAGCUCACAGGCAGAUGAGAUAUGCAGCUGAAGUGCACGAGGUCAUGGCAGUCCGAGAUCAACAGACUCUUGCAAAGUACAUUUGGCUGCUCGAGCAAAAGAUUCAGAAGAAAAUGACGGACAAACAUGCUCUGAUGAUGGAGGUCCAACACUUGCAAGAUGAGAUGGACAAAAUGCGCUUCACAAAAGAGGAUUUACGAAACCAAGCAAACGGAGUUGGAGCAGAUGUUCCGCAAGAAGAGGAUGAAGGUAGUGCUUCUGAAGCUGAGCUUGGAGAAAUGAUUCAAGCAAAUGUCGCCUCUGCUUCUCGUGUUCCACUUGAUCCGAAUUCAGCAAUGGAAGACACUGGUCGCUCAGAUCCAGCGACUGCAGACAUGUUAAAAGCUUUAAAUGGCUGAAAUUGCCCUAGGCAUGUGUGCAGUUGCGAAGUCAGAAUUGUACAUUGCAUCUUAGCUUGUAACCAAGAUCAUUGUGUUCCAAGACCAAAGUCAGCCAUCAACAUGUGUGUUUCACAACUAGCUCAAAAGCAUUUGAACCCUUUGCACGGCCGAGCAA